Aspergillus tanneri is the source of this 1137-nucleotide messenger RNA. Its product is annotated as TauD/TfdA dioxygenase family protein. Gene Ontology annotation, cellular component: cytoplasm. Bases 1 to 1137 code for a protein of 378 amino acids. Lineage: Eukaryota; Fungi; Ascomycota; Eurotiomycetes; Eurotiales; Aspergillaceae. The transcript has 3 exons. The record is from RefSeq and is a predicted model, not a curated record. Gene Ontology annotation, molecular function: 2-oxoglutarate-dependent dioxygenase activity.
AUGCCUGCUUCUCCUCCCCCUCCCGUUCUGCGUCCAAAAAAGACCCAGCCUGUCAAUGCUCAUAAGGAAGAAGAACCAAUCAGCUAUGACAUCAAUAUUCCUUACAUGGAUGUUAACCAAGAAACCCAUGCGCGAACCAGAUACCCGGAAUAUCUACCAACAUGGGACAAGAUCUGGUUCGAUCCACUACCUCCAUUCACCUAUGAGGAUCCUGCCUUGCGCGUAACAGACAAGUCCAAGCGCAAUCUUCUUACGCCCGGUGCCAAAGUGACGGAAAUCCAGCCGCGCAUGGGAACGGUCGUCGAGGGCGUACAGCUGAACCAGCUGACCGAUGCGGCCAAGGACGAGCUUGCGCUGCUGGUCUCCGAGCGCAAAGUCGUCGCCUUCCCGGAUCAGGACCUUAUUGACGACGGUCCGGCCGCCCAAGAGGCAUUUAUGAGCCAUUUUGGAAAACCGAACUACCAGCCCGUCUCCGGGAGCGUGCGCGGCCACCCGGGAUUCCAUAUCAUCCAUCGAGAUGGAAAUCGCGAAGAAAUCUCGCGCUUCCUGGAACAACGCACCACCACCACCCUGUGGCAUCAGGAUGUGAGUUAUGAAAUCCAGCCCCCAGGCUACGUCAUGCUGGGGCUGUUGGAAGGUCCCGAAGUGGGAGGUGAUACCGUUUUUGCCGCGACCGAUAUGGCCUACAAGCGUCUAUCUCCCACUCUCGCCUCCUGGCUCGACACCCUUCGUGUCACCCAUUCCUCGGCCAAAAUGAUCAACCACGCCCGUCUAACCGGAGGACUUGUUCGCAAGGACCCUGUCGACACCACUCACCCACUUGUUCGCGUGCACCCGGUCACGGGCGAAAAAUGUCUUUUCAUCAACGGCGAGUUCGUCACCAAAAUCCAGGGUCUCAAGGAGCCCGAACAGCGCUGGCUCUUGGAUUUCCUCAUGCAGCAUAUCAUCAGUGGUCAUGACUUUCAAGCUCGUGUGAGAUGGCAACCGAAGACGGUUGUCAUUUUUGAUAAUCGGUGCACGCUUCACUCCGCGAUCGUCGACUACCUAGAUGACGACUACGGCGCCAAACUCCGCCAUAUUUUCCGUCUGGCUGCAUUGGGUGAAAAACCAAUUCCAGUCUAUGAUCAAUUCGAGUGA